Ilex paraguariensis (yerba mate) is the source of this 745-nucleotide messenger RNA. NCBI's taxonomy places the organism in Eukaryota, Viridiplantae, Streptophyta, Magnoliopsida, Aquifoliales, Aquifoliaceae. The record is from the annotation of a GenBank genome assembly.
CGAAAAUCUAAUUUUUUGAUAGCAUAUUGAAAAUGAUUCAUAGUUAUGAAUUUUUGUUCGAGUUAUUUGGAGUUAUUGGUUGCAUAAACAACAAUUAAAGUGUUUUACGCGUGUCACGCUCUUAUUGGAAUAAAAGAAGAGAUCCGAUACUAGGAAUUAGCUUUUCUGUACCAUGGCUAGUUCUACAUUUGGGUUUCCUUGAAUUAUUUCAGCAACUGGUUGCAUCUUCAGAAUUCAAAUAUUUCUUCUGUGGGUAAGAAGGUGAGGGAGGGAGACAUGGGGAAGCUCAGCUUUGGCAGGGUUUUGGAUUGUCUUUUUCUUCCUUCUGGCUCAACCUCUUGUCUCUGCAUAAGUAACUAUGACAGAGAAGAUGAGUCAGAGAGAAAACCUCUGGUUUCAUCUGAAGGUGGUGGUUUAAUGAGACUGAAAGAUGCCAUUGCUGGACCCCAGACUCUGGCUUUCCAAUUGAAACCUAAGAUGGUGGUGCUGAGGGUAUCCAUGCAUUGCAAUGGUUGUGCAAGAAAAGUUGAAAAACAUAUCUCAAAGAUUGAAGGAGUGACUUCCUACCAAAUAGACCUGGAAACCAAGAUGGUGGUGGUUAUUGGAGACAUUACUCCUUUUGAAGUCUUGGACAGUGUUUCCAAAGUAAAAAAUGCAGAGCUUUGGACUAAUCCCUCCUCAUGAGAAUGCCCUCCUCUUCACUCCUUUUGUAUCCCACAAAUGCUGUAUAGGAAUAGAUCCAUUU